AUGAGCCUUUCCGGGUCUGUAAGAUUUCAAGGUCGCUCUUUCAGUCCGGGUGUCAUCGUCACGGAAGUGCAUAAGCGAUCUGGUAUGAGUGACAGCGCUUAUGAAGGGUUCCUCGAAAGAAGUAAAACUACUCAUGCUCUUGGACGUGUAGGAGAACCAUCUGAAGUAGCUGAAGCUGUGUUGUUCCUCGCUUCGGAGAAGAGUUCAUUCACUACUGGCCAGCUGUUGAAGGUGGAUGGCGGCAGAGGAAUUAUGCAUCCUCGUUGA
Ostertagia ostertagi is the source of this 267-nucleotide messenger RNA. The record is from the annotation of a GenBank genome assembly. NCBI's taxonomy places the organism in Eukaryota, Metazoa, Nematoda, Chromadorea, Rhabditida, Trichostrongylidae.